CUAUGAUGGUUACACAGUGUAGUUUGCACAAUAUUGUAUGUGUCUCUUCCACAUCUUUGUCUUACCCUCAGUAACACACCCCAUUAUUUUGACAGAAAACCAAGCUCAAAUAAGUGGAAUUAAUGUUCAAACAGGACUUUGCAUAAUUAAAACUGAGAAGAGUGGCUUGCCGUUCUUGUAGCUCUCACUGACCUACUGUUAGCUCAAAAGCAAACACUUGUUGGGCUCAUAAAAGCUGUUAGUGGUGCAGCGUUGUUCUGAAUAACAGUUUGUGGUUCAUGGCGCUUAGUGAGGUUUAAAAUAACGUGCUAUGUGAUUUAGAGGCAUCAAAAGUUUUCAAGAGCCUUUAACAGUGUAACUGCUGGCCACCUGCUAUGUGGUGUAUUCAUGUAUUAAUUAUAAACUUCUAUAUCAGUCGCUUUGUCACAUGGUUGUAGUGACUCAUGUGUUUCAGUUGACUGGUUGUGUAAAGCAUUUUUUGUGCACUUGUGAACAAAAUCUUACCAAGAGAUGGUGACUGAGCAUCGUAUUGUGAUUGUUUAACCAUUUUCACUUAAGAGGAGAUUGUAGAUUGUUGUUGCAUCCUAAUUUUAUUAUUGUUGGAAGUAACCAUGGGCAGUUAUCUUCAAGCUGUCGUUCUGGACCUCUCAUCCUGGGCCUCAUGCUUGGAUGUGUCAGCUCUCCUUUCCUGUGUGAACAUGAGACAGAAAUGUGUGGCAGCCAGCCCUCCAUAUGAUUUAGCGUCUUGCUUUGCUGUGUGGUGGGAUGCAUGUGAUCUGUAGGUUUCAGUUGCACAUCGUGGCUGCACCUGGAUCUGCAGUAUUUUAGAGCUUCUAUGGUUUUAACAAGUGCUGUGCAAACUGAUCACACUGGAUUAUAGGGUGUCGUUUUUCUGUCCAAGUGUGUGUGUGUGUGUGUGUGUGGUUGUAGGUGCAAAGUGCACGCAUAGUUGGAAGGGGAAGAUGUGGAAUGUUCUCUCUUCCAGGAUCUCUUCCUCUGGCUCCUCUCCAGCCCCUGCCUCUUUUCAGGGAGGGGUUUUUCCGAUCUCUAUGCCCAUUUUGUCUAUUUCUGUCUGCCAGGGUAUUCAGGUUGGUGUGUAUCCCUUACAUGCACGCCGCACAUUCCCCAUUUCUUUCUCGUUAUCUCAAGACUCUGCACACUGGAUCUAGUUUUAUCCUUCUCCCAAGUCUCAGUUAUCAGAGCUGUACGGGGAGUACAGAGAGCAGCUCGGAAAUUUUGCCCGACGGGAGGCUGCCCGUUUGCUGACAGAGAGACAAUGGAGAAGACAGGCAGGGGACAACGCCACAGCCACCGCCCGCAAAGGGCAUGGCCGGCGGCAUCAUCAUCAUCACCCUGUGACCUUGGAGUCUCACCACAGCCACGCCUCAUCUACCAAGAAGCCUCGACCCUACUCCAAAUGCCAAGAUUGUUUGGCUCGUGUGCGGCGGUACAUAGUCACCAAGAUGGGGGAGGACUGGAUAUUCCUAGUUCUUCUUGGUCUGACUAUGGCUCUGGUCAGCUGGAGUAUGGACUACGCUAGCGCCAAGAGCCUCCAAGCCUAUAAGUGGAUACAUGGGGAGCUUAAGGGCAAUGUGCCGCUCCAGUACCUCACCUGGGUUACCUAUCCCAUGAUCCUUGUCAUGUUCGCCUCGCUGUUCUGUCACCUGGUUUCCCCACAGGCCAUCGGUUCUGGUAUACCCGAGCUCAAAACCAUCCUGAGAGGUGUAGUGCUGAAGGAAUAUCUGACCCUCAAAGCCUUCAUAGCUAAAGUCAUCGGGCUCACUGCUGGCCUGGGCAGUGGGAUGCCUGUGGGCAAAGAAGGUCCCUUUGUCCACAUCGCCAGUAUCUGUGCCGCAGUGCUAAGUCGAUUCAUGUCCAUCUUCUCUGGAGUCUAUGAGAAUGGCACCCAUAACCAGGACCUGUUGGUGUGUGCGUGUGCUGUGGGAGUGGCCACCUGUUUCGCUGCUCCCGUGGGAGGGGUGUUGUUCAGCAUUGAGGUCACGUCUACCUACUUUGCUGUGAGGAAUUACUGGCGGGGGUAUUUUGCCGCCACGUUCAGUGCCUUCAUAUUCAGGGUGCUCUCUGUUUGGAACAAGGAUGCUGUCACAAUCACAGCUCUCUUCAAAACGAAUUUCCGGAUGGAUUUCCCCUUUGACCUGCAAGAGCUGCCAGCAUUUGCAAUAAUAGGCAUCUCAUGUGGCUUCCUGGGGGCGUUCUUUGUCUACCUGAACAGACAGGUGGUUCUUUUCAUGAGAAGACCGACAGCACUCACACGCUUCCUAACCAAACAUCGAUUGAUCUAUCCAGGUGCAGUGACACUGAUCAUCGCCACCUUCACGUUUCCUCCUGGAUUUGGACAGUUCAUGGCUGGAGAGCUGAUGCCCAGGGAGUGUAUUAACUCCCUGUUUGAUAAUUUCACCUGGACCAAAAUCUCAGGAUCUCCAGCUCCGCCUGGCCUGGGCCGCUCCUCCGCAUGGCUCCAUCCACAUGUCAGCGUCUUCCUCAUUCUCCUCCUCUUCUUUGUCAUGAAGUUCUGGAUGUCAGCAGUUUCCACCACAAUGCCCAUCCCCUCGGGUGCCUUUAUGCCAGUGUUCAUAUUAGGAGCUGCUUUUGGACGCCUUGUAGGAGAGAUCAUGGCCACUCUUUUCCCAAAUGGAAUCCUGUUUGAUGGGAUAGUCUACCGCAUCCUGCCGGGAGGCUACGCUGUCAUUGGUGCAGCAGCAAUGACAGGAGCUGUCACACAUACAGUUUCCACUGCAGUAAUCUGCUUCGAGCUGACUGGUCAAAUCUCCCACAUCCUACCCAUGAUGGUGGCAGUCAUCCUAGCAAACAUGGUGGCCCAGGGUCUACAGCCUUCUCUUUAUGACUCCAUCAUUCAGGUGAAGAAGCUGCCCUACCUGCCAGAACUGGCUUUGGGGCACAUCAGCAAGUACAACAUCUUUGUGGAGGACAUAAUGGUGCGCAAAGUGAAGUUCCUGUCUUCUCAUUCCACCUAUCGGGAACUGAAUCAUCUGCUAGAGAGCACAACUCUGAAAACAAUCCCCCUGGUCGACUCGAAAGAAUCCAUGAUUCUUCUGGGCUCCAUCGAGAGGACAGAGCUUCAGGCCGUCUUUGACUGGUGGCUCUCGCCAGAGAGACGAGUCUUCGAAAGAGGUCAGAGCUCACCAGGCUCCAAAGUCAGCUGGGAGUCCUUCACUUUCGUUGAUGAGGAAGGUGGAGAAGAGAGUGCAGACAAGACUGCUCCAGUACAGGAAGAAUGUAACGGCCCCAUGCCGUCCCCACAACCUCAGGAGCCUUCCACCAACCACACAGGCUCAGACAAGCGCAAGCUGCCAUCUGUCAGGAGGACCCUUCAGAGACUCUUCUCCUCCACGUCUUCUUCAGGCCAGACUGAAACUCAGGAGACCACAGCCCCUCCGUUGACUGACACCAUGUCCCCAGAGGAGAUUAAAUCCUGGGAAGAGGAACAGCUGGAUAAACCAGUCGAUAUGGAGCAGAUACGUAUCGAUCCCUCACCAUUUCAGCUGGUGGAAAGAACAUCUCUGCACAAGACCCACACUCUGUUCUCUCUGCUGGGUCUCAGUCAUGCCUAUGUCACCAGUAUUGGAAAGCUGGUGGGUGUCGUGGCACUGAAAGAGUUACAGAAAGCGAUAGAGGGCUCAACUCGCAGUGGGGUGAGGCUUCGUCCCCCUCUGGCCAGUUUCAGAGAUGCCAGCAGGAAAACCAAGAAGCACCAGCCUCCCUCGUCAACCCCUUCCUCACCCACCCGCGACAGAGACCUGUGGGGGGAAGGGAGCAGGAGGGAGGGGGAGCUGGUGAGGAAGGAGUCCAAGGAGGAUUCCCGAGGGAAGGCGUCAUCUUCCCGAGGAGCUCCCGGAUGUGACACUGAUUCCUGCUCCCCCAGCACCACAGGAAGCUCCAGUGCCACCACGGGAGAUGCUGACAGUGCCUCACAGGAGACAGCAUCCCCCUCUACUUCCUCCCCUACCUCACCUUCAUCACCUGCCUCCUCUGUGUCACCCACCAGUCCUGUCCUCACACUAGCCUCCCUGCAGGAGGAGAGGGAGAGCGAGGAGUCCGAUGAGCCCAUAUAGGCUGGGUUUAAGAGAAAAGACUUUUCCCUUCUUUUGGUUUCACUCCUUUUCCUCAGAGACAGAUCUGCCGCCUGGGUGGAGGAGUCUGGCUCCCCUGCACCCCCCACAGACAUUCAGCUCUCAACGAGCAGGAUGAGCUGUUGGACACACAGCUGCUGAAACUUGUAGAAUAGGAUAUUUUUUUUCUACUCUUACAAUAAUCUCACUUUUUAAGUCAAAAUCUCAGGUGCUUUCCUGUGUCUUCUAAACUGCAAACAUGUUCAGUCCUACAUGUCAGUAAUGUUCAGUGUCCAUCCAUACGUAUCAUCAGAGUAUAUCAAUGUCUGUUAAUUUCUUUAUAGUAACUUUGAUUAAAAAUUAACUGACAGCAAUGAAUUGUAUGAUAAUCAAAUAAUAUAUUAAUGAAGACUUUAUUAAUUUGAGCUAAAAGCCAAAGAGAUCACUCAUUUGAAAUUUACUGAUUGAGAUUAAUUUUAAAUUAUAAUUUACAUCUGCCAUAUAUUUGCUGUACGGUUAAUAUUCAAAUCAUUACUACCAGUCUGUAAUUUUUAAAAAUAAUAAAUAUUAUAAUUGUCUACUACCUUAUUUUGAUUAUUUACAACCAACCGGGCUGUGCUUGAGCACGGCACCAGUGAUUUGAGCUAAAUGCUAAAUGAUUUAGCAGCAGGUAUAAUGUUUACAAUGCUGGCAUGCUAACAUUUGCUAAUUAGCACUAGACAGCUGUGUCUGAUGGAAAUGUUUUGCAAGUACUCCUCAUUCAUUUGGAUGCAGCCAGUUCAACGAUGCGGUCACAGGCUAAAGCAAGGACGUCCAGUGGCCAAUCAGAUACAUUCCACUGCAGAUUUCUGGUAGAUUAUAACAUGAACACUGUAUUUCUACUGUUUGGCACAUGAUUAUUGUGAUGAAGUUUGACAGCAUGAAAACUUUCUAGAGUUGUAAAAUUCUCUCUUUGCGCUUUAACAAUAACAGUGCAAUCUUUCAGCAUCUGAUAAGCCUUCAAAGUCACAUCUCUACAGGCUCUCCUGGAUAGUACGUCAUCUUGCCUGUAUGGGACACCUCUCACCAACAGCGGCCACUUGCAUCCUUUGAUAGCCAGUGAUGCUGUUCCAGUAUUCAGGCUUGAAAAGCGACUCUUUCUAAGCAUAUAAACAUGUUUGUACUGUGAAGGUCAACAAUGUGCUUCAGUUUUUGAUUCCUAUGUGAGCUUGAACAAAUAAGCAACUGGUCCCUGCAGAGGAGGCCCAUCUCUGAGAAUUUGUCAUUAAUAU
This is a messenger RNA of Scatophagus argus, 5362 nucleotides long. It is a transcript of the gene clcn1b, whose product is annotated as chloride channel, voltage-sensitive 1b. Gene Ontology annotation, molecular function: voltage-gated chloride channel activity. Gene Ontology annotation, cellular component: membrane. The record is from RefSeq and is a predicted model, not a curated record. The coding region runs from base 1464 to 4094 and encodes 876 amino acids. The transcript has 23 exons. Lineage: Eukaryota; Metazoa; Chordata; Actinopteri; Scatophagidae. Gene Ontology annotation, biological process: transmembrane transport; chloride transport.